Bufo bufo (common toad) is the source of this 969-nucleotide messenger RNA. RefSeq names its product oocyte zinc finger protein XlCOF22-like. Bases 1 to 801 code for a protein of 266 amino acids. The transcript has 2 exons. The record is from RefSeq and is a predicted model, not a curated record. NCBI's taxonomy places the organism in Eukaryota, Metazoa, Chordata, Amphibia, Anura, Bufonidae.
AUGUUCUUUCACGUUCAGAAUAGAAUUCACACAGGGGAGAAGCCAUUUUCUUGUUUAGAAUGUGGGAAAUCUUUCUCACGCAAAUCAUAUCUUACUGUACAUCAGAGAUAUCACACAGGGGAGAAGCUAUUUUCUUGUUUAGAAUGUGGGAAAUCUUUCUCACAGAAAUCAUAUCUUACUAUACAUCAGAGAAUUCACACAGGGGAGAAGCUAUUUUCUUGUUUAGAAUGUGGGAAAUCUUUCUCACAUAAAUCAAAUCUUACUGUACAUCAGAGAUAUCACACAGGGGAGAAGCUAUUUUCUUGUUUAGAAUGUGGGAAAUGUUUUACUGAUAAAUCAACUCUUGUUAGACAUCAGAGAAUUCACACAGGGGAGAAGCCAUUUUCUUGUUUAGAAUGUGGGAAAUCUUUCAUAAAUAAAUCAAAUCUAGUUGCACAUCAGAGAAUUCACACAGGGGAGAAGCCAUUUUCUUGUUUAGAAUGUGGGAAAUCUUUUAUAAAUAAAUCACAUCUAGUUGCACAUCAGAGAAUUCACACAGGGGAGAAGCUAUUUUCUUGUUUAGAAUGUGGGAAAUGUUUUACUAAUAAAUCAAGUCUUGUUAGACAUCAGAGAAUUCAUACAGGGGAGAAGCCAUUUUCUUGUUUAGAAUGUGGGAAAUCUUUCCCACGGAAAUCAUAUCUUACUGUACAUCAGAGAUAUCACACAGGGGAGAAGCCAAUUUCUUGUUUAGAAUGUGGGAAAUCUUUCAAACAUAAAGCAAAUCUUGUUAAACAUCAGAGAAUUCACACUGGAAAGAAGUGAUUUUAUUGUUCAGAAUGUGAUAACUAGAGAUGAGCAAACUUUUGAAAAAUUAAUUCUGCAGCUUGGUCAAAGUUCAACAAGAAAUUUGAUUUGUUCCGAAUUAAUUUGUCACGGAUCAAUAGGUUAAAACCCCAUUUAGCCUAUCAAUCAAUGAGACCAUUUUUAACU